This is a messenger RNA of Ustilaginoidea virens, 1449 nucleotides long. RefSeq lists its product as uncharacterized. The record is from RefSeq and is a predicted model, not a curated record. Lineage: Eukaryota; Fungi; Ascomycota; Sordariomycetes; Hypocreales; Clavicipitaceae. Gene Ontology annotation, cellular component: cytosol; cytoplasm. Bases 1 to 1449 code for a protein of 482 amino acids. Gene Ontology annotation, molecular function: RNA binding; ATP binding; glutamate 5-kinase activity. The transcript is spliced from 6 exons.
AUGAACGCCAAUGCCCAUGGCGAAUGCGACACAGCUCCAGGGCGCGCCUUGAAGAUGACGGACGAGGCAUUUACCACACCUCAAUCUUCCGUUGAGAUGAAACCGUCGCGGCAUCAUCAGACGAUUGUAAUCAAGCUCGGUACGAGCUCCAUCGUAGAUGAGAAAACUCAUGAACCGCUACUGCCUACUCUCACGUUGAUCGUCGAUACUGCCUUCAAGCUGAGGAAAAAUGGGCACAGAGUUGUUAUCGUAUCCUCGGGGGCUAUUGGGGUCGGGCUCCGGAGAAUGGAGGUUGAGAAGCGUCCGAAGCACUUGGCACAGCUGCAGGCCUUGGCAGCGAUUGGACAAUGCCGUCUUAUGAGUCUUUGGGAUACUUUGUUUGGCCACUUGUCGCAGCCUAUUGCUCAAAUCCUGUUGACCAGGAAUGACAUUGCAGACCGUACGAGAUAUUUGAACGCUCAGAAUACAGUAAAUCAGCUUCUGGAUAUGGGCGUGAUACCCAUUGUCAAUGAAAACGACACAGUCGCAGUUUCGGAAAUCAAGUUUGGCGACAACGAUACUCUGUCGGCAAUCACGGCAGCCAUGAUCCACGCCGAUCUGUUGUUCCUCAUGACGGAUGUCGACUGCCUGUACGACAAGAAUCCUCGAACGCACCCGGAUGCCAAACCCAUUGAAAUCGUGCAUGAUUUCUCUGUCCUAGAAGCAGAUGUGUCAAGCGCCGGCUCCGCAUUGGGGACCGGUGGAAUGAGCACCAAGAUCGUCGCCGCCAAGCUAGGCACGUUGGCGGGCGUGACCACGAUAAUCACCCGGUCUUCCAAUCCGGGAAACAUCCUCGGCAUUGUCCGCUACCUGCAUACGUUGAAGAUGGCCAACGGCGACCCGUCGUCCGUGUCUGAUUCGGAUGACCAGGGUCAACACAGCGGGAGCGAGCCUCCGUUGUCCCGUACCACAACCUCCUUGAACCUGACGGAUCCUUCCGUCAGUGUGGGCGACGGCGCUGCGCCUCCGCUACACACGCGGUUCUUGCCUUCAAGUGACCCCAUCUCGGAUCGCUACUUUUGGCUUCUGCACACUCCCCAACCACAUGGCACCCUGUUCAUUGACCAAGGGUGCCAUCGAGCCUUGUUAAACAAGGCUGGGUUGCUCCCCGUCGGUAUUGUCGGUAUCGCAGGCAAUUUCGCCCAGCACGAGGUUGUUCGGCUGGCCGUUGUCCAACGCAGGGAGACACCCAACGACGAGGGCCACAUGUGGGAUGGCGAACCUGUCGAGGUUGGCCGAGCCCUGGUGAACUAUGCCUCUGCGGAAAUCAUCAGAAUCAUGGGACACCAAAGCACUGACAUCCAGAGCAUCCUUGGAUACGCAGACAGUGAGUAUGUCGCGCAGCGUUCACACAUUGGCUUCUUUAGAAAGGACAGUCGACCUGCCACGCCUAUGAGCGACCUUCUCUGA